Molecule: messenger RNA, 5246 nt
Organism: Micropterus salmoides (largemouth bass)
Lineage: Eukaryota; Metazoa; Chordata; Actinopteri; Centrarchiformes; Centrarchidae
Product: gastrula zinc finger protein XlCGF57.1-like
Exons: 3
Coding region: 533-2815 (760 amino acids)
Biological process (GO): regulation of transcription by RNA polymerase II
Cellular component (GO): nucleus
Molecular function (GO): RNA polymerase II cis-regulatory region sequence-specific DNA binding; DNA-binding transcription factor activity, RNA polymerase II-specific
Source: RefSeq, a predicted model, not a curated record
GAAUAGAGCAGUUGAAAGUCCAAUGUUUAAGAGCUCUUCUCUGGUAAAAGUUUCCAGAGAGGGACGGCAGAAAACAACGUUAAUUAACAAAAACACAAAAAACACUACUGAGGGUAAUCCCGGGACGGCCAUCUUGGUUUUCUAAUAAACCAGAAGACUACUCAGAGACUGUUUAUUAUUAUUAUUAUUAUUAUUAUUAUUAUUAUUAUUAUUAUUAUUAUUUUGAGGAAGUUGAGAAAAACAGAUUUUUCCAACUGGUGAUUCAGCCACACCUGAGACAGAAGUAGGUGGAGGGCUGCCAGUAUUUCUAAAAAGCAUUGUGCCUGAUGGAAUGGCGUCAAAUACAAAUUCUCUAGGCAUAACUGGAAUAUUAUAAAGCGGAACGAAAAGCUCCCGCACUUCCAUUGUCGGAAUCUAACAGUGUGACAUCCGGCGGAAGUAAACAAUACAAGCGCCAGCGUUAGCCGCGUGUAUUGAAUUCUUUGAAUGAGUUAUUGUAGUCGUAGCACCGCUAAUUAUUUAUGAAACAACAAUGUCUUCAGUUGGGAGUUUGAGAGAGUUUGUCAACGAGCGACUAACUGCUGCUGCAGAAGAAAUAUUCAGAGUUUUUAAAAACACUAUCGUCGAGUACGAGGAAGAGAUCGAUCGUCAGCGCAGACUGCUGGAUAUCGUUUGGAAACCCGAAAUAAAGUUACACAGGAUAGAGCUCCCACAGCAACAUGUCUGUAAGGAGGAGGAGGUUCUGGCUGACCAGCAGCUCUGUAUUCACAAGAAGAUCCCUGGUCUGGACCAGGAGGACCCACAGCCUCCAGAGGUUAAAGAGGAACGGGAGGAACUCUGUACCAGUCAGGAGGGAGAGCCGCUUGUAGUGAAGCAGGAGACUGAUACCUUUACCGGUCUGGACCAGGAGGACCCAGAUCCUCACCAGGUUAAAGAGGAACAGGAGGAACUCUGUACCGGUCAGGAGGGAGAGCAGCUUGUAGUGAAGCAGGAGACUGACACCUUUAUGUUGACUCCUACUUAUGAGGAAAGUGACCACAGUGAAGCAGAACUGAAAAGUGACCACCAGCUCCUCUCUCACAACUGUCAUGUAGCUGAGAGCCAAGAUCAGACUCAGGAUCAAGUAGAGAUGCAGAGCCAAAACAAUACGCUAUGCCAUAGAAGAACCCACUCUGGUGAGAAACCGUAUUCUUGCAAAACAUGUGGGAAAUCUUUUAGCCGGAGUUGUCACUUGAAAGUCCACGUGCGAACCCACACAGGUGAGAAGCCGUACCUUUGCAAGACUUGCGGGAAAAGAUUCAGUGACAAUUCAGGAUUUAAAAGACAUAUAAGAAUCCACACAGGUGAGAAGCCGUACCUUUGCAAGACCUGCGGGAAAAGAUUCACUGACACUUCAUCAUUAAAAAGACAUAAAGGAACCCACACAGGUGAGAAGCCAUAUUCUUGUGAAACAUGUGGGAAGGCUUUCACAACUGUACUCUUGAAAAAGCACGGAAGAGGAGAACACACAGAGCUCCCACAGCAACAUGUCUGUGUGGAGGAGGAGGUUCUGGCUGACCAGCAGCUCUGUAUUCAGGAGAGGAUCCCCAGUCUGGACCAGGAGGACCCACAGCCUCCACAAGUUAAAGAGGAACAGGAGGAACUCUGUACCGGUCAGGAGGGAGAGCAGCUUGUAGUGAAGCAGAAGACUGACACCUUUAUGUUGACUCCUACUUAUGAGGAAAGUGACCACAGUGAAGCAGAACUGAAAAGUGACCACCAGCUCCUCUCUCACAACUGUCAUGUAGCUGAGAGCCAAGAUCAGAAAGAAGGCGAGCAUGAAGACUCAGGAUCAACUAGAGAUGCAGAGCCAAAACAAAAUUGCCAUACAGGUAAAAACUCUUUCACAUGUGAGACAUGUGGAAAAGGGUUUCAAUACAUGUCAGAAUUUCAGAGACACGGGAGAAUUCACACAGGUGAGAAGCCGUAUUCUUGCCAAACAUGUGGGAAUUGUUUUAGAGGGAGAAGUGCCUUGAUAGUCCACAUGAGAACCCACACAGGUGAGAAGCCGUAUUCUUGUAAAACAUGUGGGAAAGCCUUCAGAACCAGGGAUCACUUGCAACUCCAUAUAAGAACCCACACAGGUGAGAAGCCAUAUUAUUGCAAAGCAUGUGGGAAUUAUUUUAGAUGGAGAGGUGCCUUGAUAGUCCACAUGAGAACCCACACAGGUGAGAAGCCGUAUUCUUGCAAAACAUGUGGGAAAGACUUCAGAACCAGCAAUCACUUGCAACUCCAUAUUAGAACCCACACUGGUGAGAAGCCGUUUUCUUGUGAAACAUGUGGGAAAGAUUUCAGAGUUAGUGGUGAAUUGAAAAACCACAUGAGAAGAGAACACACAGGUGAGAAGCUUUAUUCCUGUGAAACAUGUGGAAAAGCUUUCAGAGUUUGUGGUCAAUUGAAAAACCACAUAAGAGAAGAACACACAGGUGACAUGCCGUAUUCUUGCGAAACAUGUGGUAAAUCUUUUAGCCAAAGGGGUCACUUGAAACUCCACCUGAGAACCCACACAGGUGAGAAGCCGUACCUUUGCAAGACCUGCGGGAAAAGAUUCCGUGACACUUCAGCAUUUAAAAGACAUAUAAGAAUCCACACAGGUGAGAAGCCGUACCUUUGCAAGACCUGCGGGAAAAGAUUCACUGACACUUCAGGAUUUAGAAGACAUAUAAAAAUCCACACAGGCCAGAAGCCGUAUUCUUGUGAAACAUGUGGGAAAGCUUUCAUAGUUAGUAGUCAAUUGAAAAUCCACAUAAAAGAACACACAGGUGAGAAGCUGUAGCUUUUCACGACGGAAAUAUGUGUUGAUUCAUCUGAUUUGUCAGAUGAAAAAUAAUUUUGUGUCCACGAAAUAGUAUCUCGUGAUAGGCCAUCUCGUGGCCACAAGAUAGUACCUUGUAGCCACAAGUAAAGUGUAUAUAAAAAUUGUCAAAUGUGUGUUGAAUGUAAACUCAUCACCAUUAAAUGUGAAUUUAUCUGAGAAUAUUCUUAAAUAUUCAACAAAGUGUCGUGAAUCAGCUCUAAGACUGACACUUAAGACUUAUUCCUACACUUCAUUUAAAUUAGGACUGAGAUGCAUGAUAACUAAAUUUUAAGCGCAGCUUUGAGCCAAGAAUUCUUUAACUCUUAAGUCAAUUCUUAGCAGUGUAUUUAUGAGUAAAUAAAUACGGGCCCUGAGCUAUGUUGGCCCAGCUUGGACUUAACGCUGCUCCUAAGCCUCUGGACCGGACAAAAUGGGAAAAUCAGAGACUGCUGUGACCAAAUCUUUACAGAGACCUGCUUAUCAACAUUCUGGAUCAAGCUGUCAGCACAAGACUCCAGGGAGGGACUCCGUUUUACAUGAUGAUGCUUGGUGCUAAAAUGCUGUUGAGAUGGAUAGUGUUUCCUAAAUGUCAGACUUUUUAUGUGAGAAUGAUUAACACAUUAUCAUCUUGUUGCUGCUGUUUAAGUUGACCACGGAGCAAAGAAAAACUGCGGAUACCAGUUGCCAUAGAUAUUGUUUUUUAUAUGUUAUCUUAUAUACAGAUAAUUAUCUGUUAAGUUCUGUGUGUAGGCUGCCAUUAAUCAGAGAAGGGUAAUUACACAGCAAAAUGGUUGCCAAAAAGCGUAUACUUGCCUAGACCUAUAUGUGGGGCAUCUUGUAUGACUUUGACUUGAUCAUCUGAGUUUUUAUUCUGAAAUUGCUAUGUAUAUAAAUAACUAUGUUGUUUCAUUUUAUUUUUAGGUGUUCCCAUAUUUGAAUAUUUAACUGUUUAAUUAUCUGUUAAAUUCUGCGUGUGGCAUGAAGCAAGGUUCAAACUACGCAGGAGCUUGGCUUCUCUUAAGACAUGAGCUCCCCUAGAAAAUAUGAUUUGUGACAUUUUGGGGGUCUCUAAAAUGUUGACAAUAUUCUAUUUUUGCCAGCUGUGGUAGCACUGCAGCCAUUUAUUUCUAUUUUUCAGUAACAUGGAUCAUGCGUAAAAUCAGGAGUGUCUGGAUUCAUCCGAAACCUGAUUUUAUGCAUGUUCCAUGAUACAGAAAAAUAAAAAUUAAUGGCUGCAGUGCUAUUGCAGCUGGAGGCUCUCCGCAGCGUCACGCAACUUUCUUUGUUUUUUCAUAAAAAAGUAUUUCAAAUAUGACAAAUGGGAAAGCUUUUAACUACAAGUCAGAAUUUCAGAGACACCACACAGAGCGUACACACAGGUGAGAAGCAGUAUUGUUACAAAAUAUACAGAUAUUCAAUUCAGUAAAAAGAUUUAUAACCUCACAGUUCUGCAACAGGUGAGUCUGUAUUUACAUACAUUACAUUAGAUUUCAGCAACAGCAUUUCUAAGAACAGUCUGUCUUCUACGUCUUUCAAUCUUUGUUUCACAGAGAGGCUUUAAUUAAUGCUGUAGGAUGUAUAAUAGGCAAAAUGUAGCUCAACGUUGACUAGCUACUACGUAUAAAUGUUACAUGUUAGGACAUCAGUGACAUUUGAUUAACGUGCAAAAAUAUUUGCUAAGUAAUACAAAAGACGUCUGUGAGUCAAGCCCACAUCUUAGAGGGAGAUAUUGUACUUUUUACUUUUUUUCACACACAACAUAAGAAAAUGUAUAUAAAAAUACAUUUUUUUUAUAAAUCAAACUACCCAACAAUUUUUACAAGUAGGAGCUGAAUCAGUAUCAGAUUUAUUACCAAGUUGUUUUUACACAGUAUUCUUUUAUCUUUGCCAGCUUUAGGAAUCUGUGUGAUUAAACCUCAUGCUUGAUAUCAGUUCUUUCUUCGAUACACUCUAUCAGUGCUUGGGAUAAAAUAUAUUUCUUACAUCAUUCCAAAAGAUGACAUUUUAUUCAAAGCUUUAUUUACUGACGCUGGAAUAUUCACUCACUGUGAAACAAAGAUUUCUAAGACGUACAAGACUGAUUGUUAUAAGAAGUGCUGUUGCUCAGACAUAAUUGUAAUGUAUGUAAAUAAAUUGACUUGAUUGUUGCUGAACUGUGAGGUUAUACAUUUUUUACUGAAUUGAAACUGUAUAUAAGAAUAUGGCUUCUCCCCUGUGGGGAGGCUCUGGUGUUGCUGAAUAUUUGACUUUUAAAAGCUUUUCCAUUUGACACAUUUCAAGAAGUUUUUAACGCAUUAACCUAUGGUGAAAGUUUUUAGUGUGACUCUUACAUUUGUGAUGACUUUUCUGUGGUUUUGGAUCUGUGUUUGUAGUUGAUAGUCAAUGGUAUUUCUCAAAAUAAACAACAUUA